Messenger RNA from Scomber scombrus (Atlantic mackerel), 1560 nucleotides. It is a transcript of the gene pde9ac, whose product is annotated as phosphodiesterase 9ac. The transcript is spliced from 18 exons. The record is from RefSeq and is a predicted model, not a curated record. Lineage: Eukaryota; Metazoa; Chordata; Actinopteri; Scombriformes; Scombridae. The coding region runs from base 1 to 1560 and encodes 519 amino acids. Gene Ontology annotation, biological process: cGMP catabolic process. Gene Ontology annotation, molecular function: 3',5'-cyclic-GMP phosphodiesterase activity.
AUGGGCUCCAGCUCCUCCUCCUAUGCCCCAAAAACCAUUUAUUUGGAUGUGGAUGGGAAGGUACAAAAGGUGGUGUUCAGUCGGCACUGCAGUCCCUGCGACAUCAAGGAGCUUCUAUGUUCCUCAUCCAACAUUCCCAGGAACACUGCCAUCAUGAUGGUGGAUCCAGAAGGUGCCUUGGUCUCCAUAGAUCCCACCAUGCCCACCAACUCUCCAAACUCUCUGUACAAAGUCGUCCCCCUGUCUACUGGUCAACUUGGAGAGAAGGAGGACAUGUUUCAGAACGUGUUGUCCCAGGUGGCUGAGCAGUUCAGCAGGGCCUUUCGCAUCAAUGAGCUGAAGACGGAGGUCACCAACAGGCUAGCCAUGCUGGAGAAGAGAGUGGAACUGGAAGGCCUAAAGGUGGUGGAGAUUGAGAAGUGUAAAAAUGAUCUAAAGAAGUUACGAGAUGAGAUGACUUCACGAGGCGGUGGCAGAGUAAACUGCCCCUGCAAAUACAACUUCUCAGAUGAUGGGAAGAAGGUCACUCCUCGAAGAGAUGUCCCCAAUUAUCCAAAGUACACACUGUCUCAGGAGACGAUUGAGGCACUGAAGAAGCCAACGUUUGAUGUUUGGCACUGGGAACACAAUGAGAUGCUGAGCUGUCUGGAGUAUAUGUACCAUGACUUGGGACUGGUGAAAGAAUUCAACAUGAACCCCAUCACACUAAAACGUUGGCUGUUGGCCAUUCAGGAGAACUACCGAAACAACCCUUUCCACAACUUCCGUCACUGCUUCUGCGUGAGUCAGAUGAUGUAUGGCAUGAUUCACCUCUGCAACCUACAGGAGAAGCUGACUCUCACAGAUAUGGGCAUUUUAAUGACAGCUGCAGUGUGUCAUGACCUGGACCACCCCGGCUACAACAACACUUACCAAAUCAAUGCCCGCACAGAGCUGGCGGUGCGAUACAACGACAUCUCUCCACUGGAGAACCAUCACUGUGCUGUGGCCUUCCAGAUCCUCUCUCUUCCUGAGUGCAAUAUCUUUGCAAAUGUGGAUCCUGAGGCAUUCAAACAGAUUCGACAGGCAAUUAUCACCCUCAUUCUGGCCACUGACAUGGCCAGACACGGGGAGAUUCUGGACUCCUUUAAGCAAAAAGUGGACAACUUUGACUUCACCAAUGAAGAGCAUGUGACAUGUCUGAAGAUGGUUUUGAUCAAGUGCUGUGAUAUUUCCAACGAAGUCAGGCCAACUGAGGUAGCCGAGCCAUGGGUGGACUGUCUAUUGGAGGAGUACUUCAUGCAGAGUGACAGGGAGAAGUCUGAGGGUCUCCCUGUAGCCCCCUUCAUGGACAGAGAUAAAGUCACCAAACCCACUGCUCAGAUUGGAUUUAUCAAGUUUGUCCUCAUCCCAAUGUUUGAAACUGUCAUGAAGCUUUUCCCUCAGAUUGAAGAGAUCAUGGUUCAGCCUUUGAGAGACUCUCGUGACCACUAUGAGGAGCUGAAACAGAUAGACGAUGCCAUGACAGAGGCACAGAAGAAAAAAACUGAAAAUAUGUCAUUAGGCGGGAAGAAGAAGUAA